Messenger RNA from Microdochium trichocladiopsis, 1332 nucleotides. RefSeq lists its product as uncharacterized. The record is from RefSeq and is a predicted model, not a curated record. Lineage: Eukaryota; Fungi; Ascomycota; Sordariomycetes; Xylariales; Microdochiaceae. Gene Ontology annotation, molecular function: oxidoreductase activity. The coding region runs from base 1 to 1332 and encodes 443 amino acids. The transcript has 4 exons.
AUGAACAUCACCAGCCAGACCAUUGGCGACGCAGCCACCGCUACGGCCCGGCCACUGGUCGACCUAGUCGGCAAGCUCGCCGCGACACUACCGGCGCCCCUCCAGGAGCUACUCGCCAGCACGUCAUGGAAGCAGGUCGUUGUCCCUUCAGUGCUCGCGUACAUGGGCCUCGUGCGGGCGCUGCGAUACCGCAGGGAGCACGCCCUGCGGCGCGAGCUGGGCUACUUUGACCGUGCGUCGCUGAGCGCCAUGACGGCCGACGAGGCGCAGAAAAUAAUCUUCACCAUGGGGUUCUGGGAGUUCCCGUUCCUCCACUACACGAGUCUGCAGUUUGGUCUUUUCAAGACGUAUGGCAUUGAGACCAUUGCGAAGCUUUUGCUCGGCACGCGAAACCUUACAGAUCCGAUCAAGAGCCGGAAGAGAUAUGAGGACACGGCCCUGCUCAUCAGCGAGUUCCUCACGAACCCUCCCUCGUCGGAGCGGGCCAUGUCGGGCAUCGCGCGCAUGAACUUCCUGCACUCGCGGUACGUCAAGGACGGGCAGAUCUCCAACACGGACCUGCUGUACACGCUGUCCGUGUUCGUGCUCGAGCCGCCCCGGUUCGCGCGCCUCUACGACUGGCGCGCCAUGAACGAGAUGGAGGUCUGCGCGUACGGCGUCCUGUGGAAGGCCAUCGGCGACGACAUGGGCAUCGAGUACAAGGGCCACCUGCCGCGCGCCGAGCAAGGGUGGAAGGACGGGCUCGAGUUCGUCGAGGACAUCGAGGCCUGGGCCCACGCCUACGAGAUCGACAAGAUGAAGCCCAGCAAGGUGGCCGCCGCCCCCGCGCGGGCGCUGAUCCCCAUGCUGCUGUACUGGCUCCCCUGGUUCAUGCACCCCUUCGCCACCGAGUGUGUGUGUGUCCUCAUGAACACCCGCGUGCGUGAGGCGUUCCUCCUUCCCGAGCCCGGCAUCACGGCCGGCAUGGUUGUCUACACCUCGCUGUGGCUGCGACGCUUCUUCCUGCGCUACUUUUCCCUGCCGCGCACGUCCGCAUUCCUGCGCCUCGAGGACCCGGAUCCCAAGACCGGCCGCAUGUUCCUCACGGACGCCCACGGCAACUACCCGUUCUACAUCAAGCCCACGUUCUGGAACCGCUGGGGCCCCAAGGCCCUGCUCGUCAAGGCGUAUGGCGGCUUUGUCCCCGGCGACGACCCCAAGCAGUACUUCUCGCAAGGCUACAAGUUUGAGGAGAUCGGCCCUCUCGGCCAGAUUGGCAAGGGCGUCGAGGAGAUGAAUGCGGAUGUCAAGAGGAUGGCUGCUACGGGAAGAUCGGGCUGCCCAUUCAUUUGA